GCAGAACACGAACCCUGGAAAAGGUCGACGCGCUACCAUGAGUGUGUCUAACAUGAAUGUGUGUGAGGAGAGAGAGGAAGGAGCUCCUACCUUGAAAACCACGCUGUCGGGGGAACAUGACAGCCAGACCCAAGCUAAGAGUCCAGGCCACUGGGAGAGACCAGUCUCCCCUGUACCCAGCUGUUUGUCCAUGAAGAGUGACCGGUCCAUGGGAGAACCAGGGACCAAUUUUAAAGAACCCCACCCUUCAAAAAAGAGUGUCCAUCAGGAGAGACCAGACUCCCCCGUAUCCACCUGUCCGUCCACGGCGAGUGAUGAUUCUAUGGAGCCACCUAUUUAUUUCAAAUAUGAACACCACUCUGCUGUACAGAGCAUCCAUCAGGAGAGACCGGACUUCCCUGUAUCCAGCUGCCUGUCCAUGAAGGGUCACCGGUCUAUGGGAGAACCAGGGACCAAUUUUAAAGAACCCCACCCUUCUAAAAAGAGGGUCCAUCAGGAGAAACCAGACUACCGUGUAUCCACCUGUCCGUCCACGGCGAGUGACCAGUCUCUUGAUCCACCUAUUUAUUUCAAAGAUGGACACCAUUCUUCUGAACAGAGAAACCACCAGGAGAAGUCAGAGGUUCCCAGUGGUCAGUCUGUCCAAGAGAAUCAAACAGACCUAGACUCCAUAAUUAUGCUGGUUGAAGGCGACAUCGUCAGUUAUGUGAAGGAGGAGCUGAAGAGGGUCCAGAAGGUUUUGAGUCCAGAAUACUCAGGGUGCUUAGAGAGACAGAGGGAGGAGGAAGAGCAGACGAGGAGCGCCAGAGAGGCACUUCUGAAGCUCACAGUGCACUUCCUGAGGAUUAGGAAGCAGGAGGGGCUGGCUGACUCUCUGGAGAACAAAACUCUUGUUCCUGUGUGCCGGAGUAAACUCAAAUCUGCGCUUAAGGAGAAGUUUCACCGUUUGUUUGAGGGUGUCGCGAAACCAGGAGAGUCAACAUCUCUGAAUCAGAUCUACACUGAGCUCUACAUCACAGAGGGAGGGAGUGGAGAGGUCAAUAAUGAACAUGAGGUCAGACAGAUUGAAAUAGCAUCCAGGAAACAAGUGAGACCAGAAACACUGAUCAAAUGUGAAGACAUCUUUCAACCCUUACCUGGACAAGAUAAGCCAAUCAGAACAGUGAUGACAAAGGGAGUGGCUGGCAUCGGUAAAACAGUCUUAACACAGAAGUUCACUCUGGACUGGGCUGAAGGCAACGCUAACGAUAAUAUACACUUAAUAUUUCCAUUCACUUUCAGAGAGCUGAACACGCUGAAAGAGAAAAAGUUCAGCUUGGUAGAGCUUCUUUAUCACUUCUUUGUUGAAACCAAAGAAGCAGGAAUCUGUAGCUUUGACCAAUUCCAAGUUGUGUUCAUCUUUGAUGGUCUGGAUGAGUGUCGACUCCCUCUGGACUUCCAGAACAAUGAGACCUGGACAGAUGUCACAAAGUCCACCUCAGUGGACGUUCUGCUGACAAACCUCAUCAAGGGAAAACUGCUUCCCUCUGCUCGCCUCUGGAUAACCACACGACCUGCAGCAGCCAAUCAGAUCCCUGCUGAGUGUGUUGACAUGGUGACAGAGGUGAGGGGGUUCACUGAGCCACAGAAGGAGGAGUACUUCAGGAAGAGAUUCAGCGAUGAGGAGAAGGCCAGGAUAAUCAUCUCACACAUCAAGACAUCACGAAGCCUCCACAUCAUGUGUCACAUCCCAGUCUUCUGUUGGAUCACCGCUACAGUUCUGGAUCAUGUGCUGAAAACAGAUGAGAGAGGAGCGAUGCCCAAGACCCUGACUGAGAUGUACAUCCACUUCCUGGUGGUUCAGUCCAUCCAGGAAAAUGUGAAGUAUUAUGGGAGAUCUGAGACAGAGCCAUGUUGGAAUAAAGAGAGCAGGAAGAUGAUUAUGUCUCUGGGAAAACUGGCCUUCGAGCAGCUGGAGAAAGGUAACCUGAUCUUCUAUGAAGCAGAUCUGACAGAGUGUGGCAUUGAUAUCAGAGCGUCAUUAUACUCAGGAGUGUUCACACAGAUCUUUAAAGAGGAGUGUGGGCUGUACCAGGCCAAGGUCUUCUGCUUUGUCCAUCUGAGCAUUCAGGAGUUUCUGGCUGCUCUUUAUGUCUUUCUCUUAUUCGUCAGCACUGGAAACAACCUACUGUCAGAAACACAGUCAACCUCCAAGAAGUCUUCAGAAUCAACCCUCUACCAGAGAGCAGUGGACAAGGCCUUACAGAGUCCAAAUGGACACCUGGACUUGUUCUUGCGCUUCCUCCUGGGCUUCUCAUUGGAGAACAAUCAGAUUCUCCUACGAGGCCUACUGGGAAAGACAGGAAGUAGCUCACAGACCAAUCAAACAACAGUCCAGUACAUCCAAGAGAAGAUCCGGGAGGAUCUCUCCCCAGAGAGAAGCAUCAAUCUGUUCCACUGUCUCAGUGAACUGAAUGACCAUUCUCUAGAAGAGGAGAUCCAACAGUACCUAACAUCAGGAAAGCUAUCCACAGACCAACUCUCUCCUGCUCAGUGGUCAGCUCUGGUCUUCAUCUUACUGUCUUCAGAAAAGGAGCUGGAUGUGUUUGACCUGAAGAAAUACUCUGCUUCAGAGGAGGGUCUUCUGAGGCUACUGCCAGUGGUCAAGGCCUCAAGAAAAGCUCUGUUGAAUGUGUGUAAUCUGUCAGAGAGAAGCUGUGAACUUUUGGCCUCAGUUCUCAGCUCCCCCUCCUCUAGUAUGAGAGAGCUGGACCUGAGUUACAAUGAUCUGCAGGAUUCAGGAGUGAAGCUGCUCUCUGAUGGACUGAAGAGUCCACACUGUAGACUGGAAACUCUCAGGUUGAGUUUGUGUAAUCUGUCAAAGAGCAGCUGUGAAGUUAUGGCCUCAGUUCUCAGCUCCCCCUCCUCUAGUAUGAGAGAGCUGGACCUGAGUAACAACGAUCUGCAGGAUUCAGGAGUGAAGCUGCUCUCUGAUGGACUGGGUAGUCCACACUGUAGACUGGAAACUCUCAGGCUGUCGGGCUGUCUGGUCACAGAGAAAGGUGUUUCUUCUCUGCUCUCAGCUCUGAGCUCCAACCCGUCCCAUCUGAGAGAGCUGGACCUGAGCUACAACCAUCCAGGAGACUCAGGAGGGAAGCUGCUCUCUGCUGGACUGGAGGAUCCACACUGGAGACUGGACACUCUCAGAAUGGACCAUGCCGGAGUGUGCAGGUUGACACCAGGUCUGAGGAAGUAUACCUGUGAACUCACGCUGGACCCGAACACAGCAAACGGAAGCCUCCGUCUAUCUGAGGACAACAGAAAGGUGGUGCUGGGGAGAGAGGAGCAGUCGUAUCCUGAUCAUCCAGACAGAUUUGACUACUUGAAACAGGUUCUAUGUAGAAAGAGUCUAAAGGACCGCUGUUACAUCGAGGUGGAGUGGAAAGGAUGGGUUGAUAUAGGAGUGACUUACAGAGGAAUCAGAAGGAGAGGAAGAGGUGUUGACUGUUUUCUUGGAUGGAAAGAAAAGUCCUGGAGUCUGUUCUGCUGUAGUGAUGGUUACACUGCCUGUCAUAAUAAUAAAAGAAGAAAGACACAAAUCUCCCCCUCUGACAGAGUAGGAGUGUAUCUGGACUGGUCUGCUGGAACUCUGUCCUUCUACAGAGUCUCCUCUGACACACUGACGCACCUCCACACCUUCACCUCCACGUUCACUGAGCCUCUCUAUGUUGGGAUUAAGUUUGGGUUCGAGUCGUAUGACUCCUCAGUGCGUCUGUGUUAGAUAGAGGAGGUAGAGACGCCUCCACUGUCCUGGAGGAACACUCACAUACCAUUUCAGCAGCCGCCCACAGACAGCUACUGAAAUGGUAGAUCACUUGACACAGGGUCACCGAUCACGUGAUCACUAGGGUUGCCAACCGUUCCUUAAAAU
Lampris incognitus (smalleye Pacific opah) is the source of this 3910-nucleotide messenger RNA. RefSeq names its product NLR family CARD domain-containing protein 3-like. The record is from RefSeq and is a predicted model, not a curated record. Bases 38 to 3760 code for a protein of 1240 amino acids. Gene Ontology annotation, molecular function: protein binding. The transcript has 14 exons. NCBI's taxonomy places the organism in Eukaryota, Metazoa, Chordata, Actinopteri, Lampriformes, Lampridae.